GACUGAGCAAGUUGGACAGCCUGCUGCUGGAAAACAACCGGAUCAAGGCACUACCAGCGCGCGCCUUCACCGAGCUCAGCCAGCUGACUAAGCUCAACAUCGAGCACAAUCAGGUGGCCUACAUCGACAAGCUCGCCUUCCAGGGACUCGAGCAGACUCUGGAAUGGCUGUCACUGGGGGACAACAAGAUCUUCGGCAUCCCCACGCAGGCGCUCCGCGGUCUUCACCGGCUCAAGCAGCUCGACCUCAAGCACAACAACAUCUCCAUCAUUCCGGAGGACGCAUUCGAGGGCUUUGGGCAGUCGCUUAAGUUCUUGUGCCUGCAGAAAAACCACAUCAAGACCAUCCCGCCGGGCACCUUCAUGCAGAUGCACUCGCUGGAGUGGCUGAAACUCAGCAAUAACGAAAUCACCACCAUCCCACUGGAGACGGUGGAGAGCUUGCUGGACUCACUCGAAGUCAUUGACCUUUACCAGAACCCGCUGGUAUGCAACUGCGAGCUAGUCUGGUUCAAAGAGUGGAUCGACCGGCAUUCGGACGACGAAGAGUUCCAGACGUUACACCACGAGCCGCAUUGCCGCAAGUUCGACAGCAAGCACAUUGUGAGCGUGAAGAAGCUGCCCGCCUCCGAAUUCAACUGCCCGACCAGCGGGCAGCCGUCGGCUGCGGAGGCGGCCGCCUGGCCGGCGUUGCUGGCCGCCGCCUGCGCCGCUGCCCGACGCCCGCAGUAGCUCCACCCCGCCCUCCCACGCUCGGACAGCGGCACGUCCGCCGGCUUCCGGGCGUGACGGGCGCAGACGUCAGACGACGCCCAGCUGGAUUUCGUCGCCAUUUGGACCUGGCGACCCGAAUAUGGCGGCAUCCUGGGAAGCCGAUCCGAAUACGGCGGCGUCGUGGGAGGUCGAUCCGAAUACGGCGGCUUCGUGGGAAGUCGAUCCAAAUAUGGCGGCUUCGUGGGAAGCCGAUCCCAAUACGAAGGCUUCGUGGGAGGCUUUUAGUCCAGAUUCAUGUGCGGCGUUACAGAGGCACUCAAAGCAAAAGGGCAGCCGGAGGGGUUUCCGUUUGACGUAGAAACGAGAGCAAGAGAAGUGGAUAAUCGCUUCGGCGAGCCAGUUUACCGUCGGAUAGCUGCGGGACCUUGGAGCAUUUACCGCAAAGUGCGUAGAACUCUCCGGCACUCCAAGCUGAGCUGCGACAGCCAAACAGGGCUCAAGCAUCUAAAAAGGUUUGUCUUAAAUUUAUCUUCGAACCGCUGGCCAAUGAGGAAACGUAAAAAGGAAACAAGAAAAACUAAGCGUGAACGAUGGCAUCUUAAAAUAAUUACACAUGUAAUUAUUUGAACUUAUGCCAUUCAAGCACAUUGGGUGCACCUAGGAAGUAAGAAGUGAUGGCAGAAUCUCUCCGAGGGCAUGAAGCCGACACGGUCGAUGGCCCCCUAAAUAAGCGGCGUAAGCGGCGCAGUCGCGUUCAGGCCUGGAAAAUUACGAAGUUUCACCGACCGGGUUCGGGGAAAACCUGCCCGUCGGCAAGAGGGGCCCCAGCCACCCUGUCCGCCAGGUGGGGAGUUUCACCCCGUCCUCGCAUGCGUGGCAUGCUCGCCGGGCGGACCACGAGACCAGCGCGGCAUGUAACGCCGCAGCGUGCAGGGAGUGUGCCACGCCCACGCCCGUGCCGCACACAUGCGCACGCGAGCAGCCGCGACUAAGAGGGGCGCAAGGGGAGGAGGUGGCUGUUUUCAAAGCCAGUCGUGUGGCUUAGCUGUGUCAAAUGUUCCACCGCGCACGUGCCCGUCUUGGCGCUCGCUGGCGACGGGCGUGUGCGCGCAUCGCGGCGGCCCGCCCGCCAGGCCUUGCUGCCUCCGUUCGCGGCACGCGCAUCAGCAGCUCAACAGCCUGCGCGAGAC
Molecule: messenger RNA, 1903 nt
Organism: Pollicipes pollicipes
Lineage: Eukaryota; Metazoa; Arthropoda; Thecostraca; Pollicipedomorpha; Pollicipedidae
Product: phospholipase A2 inhibitor
Cellular component (GO): extracellular matrix
Molecular function (GO): protein binding
Source: RefSeq, a predicted model, not a curated record